AAUAAGCUUUUAACAAAAUAUACUUAAUGAUAACAAUAACACUCGUAAAAUAUAAAUGUUUCAAUUUAUAAUAGAAAAAAGCUGUUUUCUUCAUGCCUUAACGCAAAUUUGUAUAGAAAUGAAGGUAAAUAAUGCACGCAACAGCUGAUUUUAAUUGAAUGCGAUCAAAUGGAGAAUUACGUUGAAAUUAAUUUUCGCGAAUACGAAUAUUACGAUAGGCCAAGUAUAGCUUUUAUUCUGAUAACCUUAAAUUACCCAAACAUAAUUUCGCUAAGAAACUGUUAUUAUGUAUGUACCUAACUUAAGUGAAAGAUAAUGCGACGAGUAAAUCUGAAAUACUUUUAAUAUAUAGCACAAAAACAAAAAAGAUUGCUAGACUCUUAUUCAAACUGAAGUCAAAGUCCACUCUUUUGAUUUAUUGGAAUUAACCAUAAUUAAGGUUGAAAAGUAUGAAGACUACGGCAAUAAAUGCCACAACAUCGUUAAUACUGGCUUUUAAAUUGAGCAAAGGUGUCGCGCGACUAACGCAACCUAUUUUAGCAAACCAUUACAAAAAGUUCGUUCCAAUAGUUGGUAUUAACCAAAGUAUCUCCAAAAAUAGAUAUUGCAGCAAUACGUUUGCAGCUAAUAGUAGCAUGAAACGUUUAGAGGGGAAAGUAGCAGUAGUCACUGCAUCCACUGAUGGUAUUGGUUUUGCUAUAGCAAAACGUUUAGCUCAAGAAGGUGCCAAUGUGGUGAUAAGCAGCCGCAAGCAGAAUAAUGUUGAUAGAGCUGUAGAGGAAUUGUGUAAACUGCAAUUGAAUGUUGUUGGUUUAAAGUGUCAUGUUGGCGACGCAAAAGAUCGCAAAGAAUUGUUUGAGGGUACCAUACGAAAAUAUGGUAAACUUAAUAUAUUAGUAUCAAAUGCUGCAACAAAUCCAGCGGUUGGUGGUGUCUUAGAUUGUGACGAAAGAGUUUGGGACAAAAUUUUCGAUGUUAAUGUCAAGUCUUCAUAUUUACUGGCUAAAGAAGCCUUGCCAUGGUUACGCAAAGAGAAAAAUUCUAACAUUGUGUUCGUCUCCUCUAUAGCCGGUUAUGAUGCCUUUGAGCUAUUGGGUGCUUAUUCUGUUAGUAAAACUGCUCUCAUUGGCUUAACUAAAGCGGCUGCGAAAGAUUUAGCUUCGGAAGGUAUACGAGUAAAUUGCUUAGCGCCCGGUAUUAUAAAAACGAAAUUUUCAAAGUCGUUAUACGAAUCGAAAACGGCUGAAGAGAUGGUCUUAGCUAGAAUCCCAAUGCGUCGUUUGGGUAUGACGGAAGAAAUGGCUGGUAUAGUAGCUUUUUUGGUAUCUGAUGAUGCCAGCUAUAUUACUGGUGAAAGUAUAGUGGCAGCUGGUGGUAUGUGUGCACGAUUAUAAUUCCAUAAGCAUUAUUAUAAAUCGUCUUAAAUGGUUAUUAAACUAUAUAAUACAU
Glossina fuscipes is the source of this 1449-nucleotide messenger RNA. It is a transcript of the gene Dhrs4, whose product is annotated as dehydrogenase/reductase SDR family member 4. Gene Ontology annotation, molecular function: carbonyl reductase (NADPH) activity. The record is from RefSeq and is a predicted model, not a curated record. The coding region runs from base 450 to 1394 and encodes 314 amino acids. Lineage: Eukaryota; Metazoa; Arthropoda; Insecta; Diptera; Glossinidae. The transcript has 4 exons.